CCAAAACACUAUGCCAAGAAAGUCUCUUUCCUGACAUCCAUGGCACCCCAAAGCCACACCCAACCCCCCUCCCACCUCCUCGCCUAUUGUUCACUCCUCAAGCAUGCAAAUGUGAGCCCAACCUACGAAGAGGGAACACAUCCCAUCCCUGUAUAAAGGCAUCGAGCCUCACUGUACCCUGUCCCAUACAGAGGUACUCUCCCUCAAAGGAAAAUACAUACAGAAUCCUGUGGAUCCAGCACUGCAGCUCGUGCCGUAAUGGUUAUUUCUUUGUCAUCAAGAUUCUUCCCUGUUCUCACCUUCCUGCUCCUGCUUGACUUGGAGCCAGCGCUCGGACUGGGGCUGCAGUUGGGAGAUGGCCAGUGGGACCUCCAUAGCUCCUCUCGCUGCAUCCCCAUCCCCGCCAACAUGGCCCUGUGCCACAACAUCGGCUACAGGAACAUGAGGAUGCCAAAUUUACUGGGACAUGAGUCGCUGGGGGAGGCUAUCCAGCAGUCAGUCAGCUGGCUGCCCCUCCUAGCUCGUGAAUGCCACCCUGAUGCCCGAAUCUUCCUCUGCUCCCUCUUCGCACCCAUCUGUUUGGACAGGUUCAUCUCACCAUGCCGCAGCCUCUGCGAGCUGGUGAGGGACAGCUGCGCUCCCAUCAUGGCCUGCUAUGGCUAUCCCUGGCCUGCCAUUCUUAACUGUGACCAGUUCCCUGCUGACAACCUCAUGUGCGUCUCAUCAAUCCAUAACAGCACCUCCUCCCACCCCAACAGCCGAAAAGCCGUACCUCGGGCCAGUUGUAGGGACUGUGAGCUGGAGGAGGCGGAGUCCAUCAGAGAUGCCCUGGAUACUUUCUGUAGGAACGACUUUGUGGUCAAGCUACGUCUCUCACGCCUGAACUCCAGCAGCGUCAAUCUGGCCCAGUUCACACUGGCCUCCAGGCUGGAGGUCCUCAAACAUGGUCCACUACUCGGCGGCCAGAUUCGCGCGCGACUCCAGCUCUGGCUGGAGCGGGACGCCACUUGUGUGCGCAACAUGACACGACGGCAGCAUGCGGGCGGCACCUUCCUGGUGAUGGGCACGGUGCAGGGCGAGCGUCUGGUUGUCAACAAGGCUUACAGCUGGCACAAGCGUGAUCGCAACCUUAUGACUGCAGCGCGCAAGUGGAAGAAACACCGGUGCCGAGGAUAGAGGGAUUUGGUGCGAGGGUAUGAGUGAAAGGCACUGGUGUUUGACCUGCACUUGGAUGGGCUUUGGGUAACCGACCAAGACGUUUCCUAUCUUAGACAACGUACGUUGUGUGAACAUUCUGUCCGCAAAAAAGGAAAGUGCACUACCAGACAUAAUCUGUAGCAGCUAUGUUACAAUGCUGUGAAUGCUUGGAGUGAUGGGUCAUAUCAUGGCCUGAGAGGACAAGCUUGUCAAGUCUAGUCAUCUUUAUUACAGAGCACAUUUCAAACAUCUCAAGUGGAGACAAAGUGCUGCACAUAGCCAAGAAAAAAGUUACAUACAUACAGCAAUCAACAUCCAUUCAAAAAGACAAAAAGGAGACAACUCUCAUUAGUCAAAGGCCAAAGAAAAUAAAUGUUUUAACUUGACUUUAAACACUUAAAUUGUUACAUAACAUGUAAAAGUAGGCUAUUCCAAAAUUUGGGUGCAGCUACAGAAAAGGUACGAUCACUUCUCAGCUUUAGCCUAGAUCUGCGCACAUCUAGCAGUAAUUGUGUGAGGAUCUAAGGGCACGAUGAGGGGAGUCAGCAGGAAGUAUAUCAGUAGCUUGGGGCCAAGCCGUGUAAACAUCUGAAAACAAAAAACAAAACUUUACAAUCAACAGUAACAGGAAGCCAGCGUAAAGUGGCUAAAAUAUGCUCAAAUUUAUAAUUGAAGUCAGGUAAUCAAUGAGUGACUUACUCCAGUGUAAAGAGAACUGCAGCUAUCGGGGCAAAAUGGAUUAUUAUCUAAAAUUGUACCUCGUAUCGUGGAAAGAAAAGGCUUAACUUUGGAUAGACUUCUAAGGUCAGCCUUAAAGAACGGAAGAAAUGUGAAUGUCAAAUUUAAAUUAGCUAUCUAAAACCACUCCAAGGUUCUGUACAGAAGAUUUACAGCAGAUAGACAGAGCACCAAGGUCAAGGAAGGCCUUCAAAUAGAAUAGGAAGAGAUUUUGAAUCACUCUGUCAAUUGGUAAGUAAAUUUGUGUAUCAUCUGUGUAACAAUAAAAAACAAUGUUGAAAAGCAAUGUCUCCUGAAUAUGGAGCCUAAUAGCAAAAUAUACAGGAAUAUUAAGGGCCUAGGGGUUGAACCUUGUGGAACUCCACAUGUAAGAGCAGCUGAAGAAGAGGUACAAUCACCUAGUCUUACUGAGAACCUUCUACAGGUACCUGUAAGAAAUGUCUUAAACCAGUCUAAAGCAACCCCUUGGAUGCCAAUCUCAUGACUGAGACGAGAGGUCAGAAUGUCAUGAUUGACUAAACAGAGGAUGAAUUCCAGAGAGAACCCAUUAGCCCCCAUUAUGUGCGAAAGGGUUCCCGAAAUCCUCCUUGCCAAAGGUUGUAUUGUUGUAUGUGGGCAGAGAAUGGCUCAAGGGUUCUUAAGUGUCCUCUAACCACCAGAGGAGUUUCAGUUUCUGGCUUUUCUUGAGGGCCAAACAAUAAGGGUCAAUUCUUGAGAGUUAUCCCAGCAUCAUUAAUAACAAAAGCUUUUUUGUUCUCUCAACACAUAGCAGAUAUACAUGUGUAAAUUACUUAAAUUAUAUACAGAAUUUACUUAGUGACCUUGCUCCACAUUAAUGUAUUAUGUUAGUAAUCUUACAAGGUUUCUUUUAAUGUGUUUUUAGUUACCAGAAAAGAAAAUAUAAUUUGUUUAAUGUCUAUAUUUUAAAAACAAUUAUUCUAGCCUAUAUAUGUAAGAAAUAAAGUGAAUCUGAAGGAGUUCUUUGUGUAUGCUAAGUAUGACUUUUUCCUGAUAAAUGGUACAUCUUUUUUUCCACUUUCGCAAAAUGUUAGAACCAACAGGAAUUAUUUGACAGAAACAACCGCUAAACUACAUUUUCCAUGCACACUAAUAUUAAAAUACUGGAAAUAUUUAGAGGAAGUGAAACAUUUGUUCAUCAUUCAUGGUGUUAUUAACAUGGAUUACAUUAUACUAAAACUAUUCGACACUUCCAAAAUCACAUAUCUACCUUCCACCUACACACAACAAAGAGAAUUAAUCAUUUCAAUUGACACUUUACAUUU
Molecule: messenger RNA, 3218 nt
Organism: Paramormyrops kingsleyae
Lineage: Eukaryota; Metazoa; Chordata; Actinopteri; Osteoglossiformes; Mormyridae
Product: secreted frizzled-related protein 5
Biological process (GO): canonical Wnt signaling pathway; non-canonical Wnt signaling pathway
Molecular function (GO): Wnt-protein binding
Source: RefSeq, a predicted model, not a curated record